Messenger RNA from Achroia grisella, 1862 nucleotides. RefSeq lists its product as uncharacterized. Lineage: Eukaryota; Metazoa; Arthropoda; Insecta; Lepidoptera; Pyralidae. The transcript has 10 exons. Bases 26 to 1729 code for a protein of 567 amino acids. Gene Ontology annotation, cellular component: cytoplasm. Gene Ontology annotation, molecular function: oxidoreductase activity, acting on the CH-OH group of donors, NAD or NADP as acceptor. The record is from RefSeq and is a predicted model, not a curated record.
GUCAGCCAACGUACCAGUAUAUAAUAUGGAAGGUACACUGAUAAUACCAUUUUGUUUCAGACCAGCCACAAAUAACGCCAUGGUGCAUGAAUUGAGAAAUAAGGUGGUGGUUAUUACCGGAGCUGCUAGUGGUAUAGGAGAGCGGGUGGUCAGAAAGUUGGUUAAUGAAGAUGUGAAGCUUAUAGCUAUUUUGGAUAUAGCUGAAAAACAAGGAGUAGAACUUCAAAAUGAAUUGAAUGCUAAAUAUGGGAAUAAAGUUAAAUAUAUUAAUUGCGAUGUCACAAAAGAUGAACUAUUAUUUGCUGCGUUUGAAACUGUCAUCCGUGAGGCUGGACCAAUUGAUGUAUUAAUAAACAAUGCAGGAAUACUGAACGACAGCGAAAAGGCUUACAGACUCGAAAUAGAUUUGAAUGUGAAAGCAUUAGUAACGAGCUCGCUUAAAGGAUUGGAACUAAUGCGUAAAGAUGAAAAUGGAAAUGGCGGGGUUAUCAUUAAUAUAUCAUCAAUAGCAGCAUUGUGCCAGUUAGCUGAAACUCCCAUCUAUUGUGCCACUAAAAGCGCAGUGUUGCAGUUCAGCAAUUGUCUUGGGAUGGACAGCUACUAUUCUAACACUGGUGUACGAGUGAUUGCCGUAUGUUUCGGAGCAACUGACACACCACUUCUGCACUUGGAAAAUAUGCAAACUGUUGAUAAUAAAAUAAAGGCAUUAAUACCAGAUUUAAUGAAAACCCUUCCUAUGCAAACACCUGAUAAUGCAGCUGCUGGUGUUAUAGAAGUACUCAAGAAAGGAGACAGUGGAAGCACGUGGCUUAUAAGCUCUGGCAGAUCAGCAGAGGACAUUUCUAAUGAAGUGAAGAAAGCGUAUGAAAUGCUCUCUGCCCUUAUAUUUAAUCGACACGCGUGCUCCAAUAAAAUGUACGAAGUAGUAAAUAAAGUUGUAUUAGUGACGGGUGGUGCUGCAGGCAUCGGUGCUGGAAUUGUAGGAGAGUUUUUAAAAGAAGGUGCAAAGCAUGUAGCAGCCUUGGACGUCGACGUAAAUAGUGGCAAAGCAUUAGAAACUGAACUGUCCUCAAAAUAUGGUGCAAAUAAGAUAAAAUUUUAUAAAUGUGAUGUGACUACACAAGAUUUGGAUCUUGCUUACGAUAGUAUUCUUAGAGAAUUUGCAUAUAUUGACGUAGUAGUCAAUUGUGCUGGUAUUAUGAAUGAUAGUCCAGAUGCAUACAAAAAGGAAAUUGCUGUGAAUGUGACGGCACUGAUAACAAGCUCGUUGAGAGCACACAAACUAAUGAGCAAGGAUGAAGGCGGAAGUGGAGGCACCAUCGUCAACGUGUCAUCAAUAAUAGGACUGUUUCAAUCAGCCUUAUUACCUAUUUAUGCUGCUACCAAAAGUGCUGUCCUGCAGUUCAGCAAUGGCCUUGGAAUGGAUCCAAAUUACUCACAGUCUGGUGUCCGUGUCGUGACAAUAUGCUUCGGUGUUACCGAUACAUCAUUAAUUAAAACAACCAAAAUGGGCGCAUAUGAUACUAAAUUAGAUGAAGCGCUGGCAGCAGCAAUGAAAACUUUCACAGUACAGAGGCCGGAAUCAGCAGUACGUGGUCUGCUUGAAGCUUACAAGAACGGCUCCAGUGGUAGCACUUGGUUGAUAACAUCGGACAGGCCAGCAGAAGACGUAACCGCCAACGUCAACGAAGGUUAUAAAGUACUUUCACGAGGAGUAUUCGAUGGUUAAAAAUACCGCUUUACUUUCGAUGAUCACGGGUUCGAUUCCUCACAAGGUACAAACAUUUGUAUUCAUCAGUAUAAUUGUUUAUAUUGGUCUGGUUAUUUUCUAUGUAUAUUAUGUUUGAAUUUAUAAUAUAUAU